Molecule: messenger RNA, 561 nt
Organism: Acanthamoeba castellanii str. Neff
Lineage: Eukaryota; Discosea; Longamoebia; Acanthamoebidae
Exons: 1
Coding region: 1-561 (186 amino acids)
Molecular function (GO): NAD+ poly-ADP-ribosyltransferase activity
Source: RefSeq, a predicted model, not a curated record
AUGAGCGACACACCCCUCGGCAUACCUUCCCACCACCAGUACGAGCAGGGCCUCCAUGUACUUCGUCACCUCGAGAAGGAGCUGCUCGGGCGCAACGACCGGAACAAGGUGGUCGAGCUCACCAACCAGUACUACACGCUCAUCCCACACGCCUUCAGCGGAGGCCGCCAGCGACCGCCGCUGCUCGACUCGGAUGAGGCCGUGCAAGCCGAGAUAAAGAGCGUGGAGGACCACCUCCUGGGCCACCACCACCAGCAGCAUCAGCACCCUCAGCAGCUCGACUCGUCCGUGUGGCAGUUCGACUCGCGUCACGGCUGGUUCGACUUCGACCUCGACGCCUCGCAGCAGAUCGAGGACGCCUGGCGGGCGCACGAGCGAGACCCCAACAACGACCAGUACCACCAGGCCGAGGUCAAGAGCGGCCCCGACGGGUGGCGCUACAGCGUCAACUUCGACCAGAUGACCGAGACCAACCUCGACCACGAGCGACACCGCGUGCGCAACAUCAGGCGCGUGCCCGCGUCCAUGUCGCGCCGCGCCACCCCCAGCAUGGCCAUGUAG